AGCAGUGGCCGAGCUAUAGACUCGUUCGAGGCUCUCUUUCAUGGCAAACGGUGCGUUCGAGGUUGACUCGGGGGGUCCUAAUCGUCGCUGAUCGCGCCGCUCGUGCCCGUUGCAAUGGGCGAGGAUAAACGCGCGCACGACGACGCAAGCAACAUGGCCUCGUAGUUCUGUGCUGUGCUGGUGCUCAAACGUCUGAAAAUUCCACGAGCUUCCGCGCUGCCGCGGAAAGUCGGACGGGCGAACGCGGCGGGAGUCGGUGGCACGACGUCGUGACUCGGUGACGCGUUGAUCCAGCCAGAGGCUGCCUCGCUUGAUGCUUUAUUCGGGGAAGUAUCAAGGAUCAAGAAACGAUGACGUCAUGUGCUGAAACAUAAGCUGUUUUCAUCUCGCUUCGUCGGUAGCAUCAUCUCGCGAGAGCACGCAAGUGCGAGUGACGGGUUUUUCGAAGUCGGCGAAAUUACACGCCGUCGCAUUGCCGCACGGUGAACCGAAUAGGAGCAAAGAAAGGAAUCUCCCUGAUUGUUGUGAAGUAUAACGCGAAUUUCGCCCAGCACGGAUCGUGUACGAAUAUACCGUCACGAUUAAUAUGCCAAGUUUGUGUUGCACGCAUCAGUACCGUAGUAUCUUGUAUGUGUAACGUGCAUUUUAUUAAUAUAUACACUGAUAUGCUAUUGGCGUAUCAAUUGUAAACGACGGCACGUAUUAAACGACCAACGUAAGCCAACGUACAAGCCUGAGGACUGAGCUGAUCGUAUGCUGUGUGCAUAGUUACAGCAUAUAUAUUCAUUGACCAGAGAGGAACAUUAGUGUAAGAACUGUUUGUUAGUUUUGCACGACGAUGGAUUCGGAAGAGGAAACGAUUUACGACGAUGUCGACUCUGGUAACGAGUCGAGCGGCGAUGACGUCGACUUUGCCAUGGAAAUAGAGCCUGGUAAUCCACGUGAACGAGCCACCGAUGUCGAUGACUAUCCGUUCGAAGUGCUUUCCACAGAGGAAAUUGUACAGCACAUGGUUGAUUCUAUAAAGGAAGUUAAUACGGUUGUCGAAAUACCGGCAACAACUACACGUAUCUUACUAAAUCACUUCAAAUGGGAUAAGGAAAAGCUGAUGGAGCGUUUUUAUGAUGGCGAUCAAGAGAAACUCUUUGCUGAAGCACGAGUUAUUAAUCCAUUCAGAAAAGGCCCUUUAAUAAGUAGAAGUCGAUCCUCCCAAAGUUCCUUGUCCAAAAGAACAUCGACAAAUGGUACAGAAGAAUGUGGAAUCUGUUUCAUGAUACUUCCAUCUUCAAUGAUGACUGGUCUUGAAUGUGGGCAUCGUUUUUGUACCGGAUGUUGGGGAGAAUAUUUGACGACUAAGAUCAUGGAAGAAGGAGUUGGGCAAACCAUAGCAUGUGCUGCUCACGCUUGUGACAUCUUAGUAGAUGAUGCUAGUGUUAUGCGGCUUGUCAAGGACUCCAAAGUUAAACUGAAGUAUCAGCACUUAAUUACCAACAGCUUUGUUGAAUGCAAUAGGUUACUAAGAUGGUGUCCUUCUCCUGAUUGUAAUAAUGCUGUUAAGGUCCAGUAUGUAGAAUCAAGACCAGUUACCUGCAAAUGUGGACAUACCUUUUGCUUUUAUUGUGGUGAAAACUGGCAUGAUCCUGUCAAAUGUCAUUUACUUCGCAAAUGGAUUAAAAAGUGUGAUGACGAUUCAGAAACAUCAAACUGGAUCGCCGCCAACACAAAGGAAUGUCCCAAGUGUAAUGUUACCAUUGAAAAAGAUGGUGGAUGUAACCAUAUGGUCUGCAAAAAUCAGAAUUGUAAAACUGAAUUUUGCUGGGUUUGUCUCGGACCUUGGGAGCCUCAUGGUUCUAGCUGGUACAAUUGUAACCGCUAUGAUGAGGAAGAAGCUAAAGUGGCUAGGGAUGCGCAAGAAAAAUCCAGGUCAGCGUUACAGAGAUAUUUAUUUUAUUGCAAUAGAUAUAUGAAUCAUAUGCAGUCACUAAAAUUUGAGAGCAAACUGUACGCCAGUGUAAAGGAAAAAAUGGAGGAAAUGCAACAACACAACAUGUCAUGGAUAGAGGUGCAAUUUUUAAAGAAAGCGGUUGACAUUUUGUGUUCGUGUAGGCAGACUCUUAUGUACACUUACGUUUUCGCUUAUUACGUGAGGAAGAACAAUCAAUCUGUGAUUUUUGAGGAUAACCAAAAAGAUUUGGAGAGUGCCACCGAAUGUCUCUCUGAAUAUCUCGAGAGGGAUAUCACAAGUGAAAAUCUUGCAGAUAUUAAACAAAAGGUUCAGGAUAAAUAUAGAUACUGCGAUAGUCGAAGGAAAGUGCUUUUAGAACAUGUCUAUGAAGGAUACGAGAAGGAAUGGUGGGACUACAAGGAAUAGAGAAUUUUUACUAGUUUUACUUCUUGGGGUGUGACACAACAAAUCCUCUUCCUUCCCACUUCUGCCCCAGCUGUGAUAAACCAAGAAAGCUAACAAGAGACAGAAAUGGAGCAUGUCACAAAGUGAUAAACGUUAUAUGCACUUUAAACAUAUAAUAUGGUUUGUAGCGACACGUAUACCAUCGUUUAUGAUGAAUAUUGAACUCGACCUAUUAAAAUUCAAUCAGAUCAAGUUGACAAUAUUUUGAUUUGCGCUUACUGUGUGCUGUUUAUUAUUGUAGGUUACCCUUGAUAAAAGUACCCCAUUGUUUUAGAUAAUUAUAAGAAUAUUAAUUGUAUUAUAUAGAACAGACGAAGAACAGACAUCACAUUAUUAUUAGAUUGAGCAAUAUGUUGCAAUACAGGAUGGGAUCUCGGCUACUAAAAUCCGUUAUUUUAUUCAACACACGUUUCACCAACUUUUACCAAUAACACAGGAUCUUUUCAAUUUUA
Harpegnathos saltator (Jerdon's jumping ant) is the source of this 2862-nucleotide messenger RNA. It is a transcript of the gene ari-1, whose product is annotated as E3 ubiquitin-protein ligase ariadne-1. Gene Ontology annotation, biological process: protein ubiquitination. Gene Ontology annotation, molecular function: ubiquitin-protein transferase activity; zinc ion binding. Lineage: Eukaryota; Metazoa; Arthropoda; Insecta; Hymenoptera; Formicidae. The record is from RefSeq and is a predicted model, not a curated record. The transcript has 8 exons. Bases 839 to 2371 code for a protein of 510 amino acids.